Molecule: messenger RNA, 1478 nt
Organism: Ictalurus furcatus (blue catfish)
Lineage: Eukaryota; Metazoa; Chordata; Actinopteri; Siluriformes; Ictaluridae
Product: complement C1q subcomponent subunit C-like
Exons: 6
Coding region: 161-436 (91 amino acids)
Source: RefSeq, a predicted model, not a curated record
AGUAUCAGUGGAAUAUACACACUCUCUGACUGGUGUCUUCUUUGUGAGCCUGUAGAGAGAACUGGGUUUACGUGGGCCACAGGGAGAAUUGGGAAAACCAGGCCCACAGGGACCACCGGGUGAUCCUGGAGAAAGAGGACCGUCAGGGCGCGUGGGAGAUAUGGGUGAUCCUGGCCUGCCAGGUGUACCAGGUUUACCAGGGAUUCCUGGGAAAGAUGGAGAAAAUGGCCUGAAAGGACAACAGGGGGCUCCUGGAAUACCUGGCCCAAAGGGCCCUCUUGGCUAUAAAGGAGAAUUUGGCUCACCUGGUGAAAAAGGAGAUGAGGGACUUAUUGGAGCAGAGGGUCCAAGUGGAGAUGUAGGGGAACCUGGAGAGAAAGGAUAUAAAGGACUGCCUGGGCCGCCUGGUCCUACUGGCCUUCAAGUAAGUCUCUAAUAUCACUCUGACCUUACUAAUGUCUUUAUGGUAACAUAAUGCAUGCUAUAAGAGUAAAAUGGUCUUUAAUUGCAGGGGCCACAUGGGAUUAGAGGGAUUGAGGGCCUUGAGGGCCCUCCAGGGACAGAUGUAAGUAAAGCUAAACAUUUCAAUAUGACACAGACUUGCACCAUGGAUUAAAGUUUCCAUCACCACAUCAGAUUUCCUGCCCAGUGGAAAGUUUCAGUCAUGAACAAAGAUUUUGCUUUAAUCCUCGUGGUUCAGUUUACAAAGUACAGCAUGGCGUUAUCUACAUUUCAAUAAAUGCUUGCUUCCAUCUCUUAUCUGUUUUACAGGGGGAUGAUGGCUUCGAUGGCCCACCAGGUCCGCAAGGUCCACCAGUAAGAAAUCUAAACAAUUAAUAAAUACUAGUAUUCACAAUUCUGUUGUAGUUACUUCUCAUUGGAUUAUAUAUUAACACUUACAUUUCAUUUUAAUUCAGCAAACACUUCAUUCAAAGAAUCUCUCUGGGAUUUAAGCUCUCAGGACCAGAUGUACUGUUCCUGGCUCAAUUAUGAUGCCGUCGCUGAAAAUCCUAGCAUUUCCUGUACAUUACUAGCAUAAAAGCAGUUAAUAAGUCAUGCACCUGGAACAUUCCAACUGUCCUCCCUCAUCCAUGUGUAAUUGAGGAUGGAGAACUUGAAGUGCAGAUGAUUAUAUUCUGUUUGAUUUACUAAAGUUUGGGCAGUUACUUACGGCAAUUACUCAUGGCCAAAAUCAGGGGAAAAUUAGCAGCAUGCAAGUUACUCAGAGCAGUAUGGCUGGGGUUGCCAGGUGUGUGGUUCAUAAAAUUUAGGAACUCCACCUCAGUCUGCUUAAAGUGCGCUGCUUCAUCAGCUUGUCCACUACCCCGUGCGUAUGUUUUUAGAGAAUAGUGCACAUUAAGCAAAACAUAGGCACAAUUCAGUAUGUGUAUUAAAUAAAUUAAUCCGUUAGAGACUGACAGCCAAUAAAUGUUGGUGGAACCCAUACUGUUAGAUUGGGAUAUUUUCUGUGAUGAGUU